GGGGGCGGGGCGCGGGGCUGGCGAGCCCUGUAGUGGUGAGGUCUGAAGGCGGAAGCCGGCUGUCCGCUUCCAGCGCAACUGGGCUUUUGACUGGUUUCAUCCUGAUGCCCCGCGACUUACCAGCUGAGAAGUCAAGCGAGGUCAUUCCCAAUCUGGAGCUCAACUUUCAGAAGAGAGACGCCCCAGCAAGACUGUUUCGGGGAGUCCUCCAGCUGCUCACCUCCAUGGGCCAGACGGCCCUGGCAGCGGGCAGCAACAGCACCCCCAUCUCGCAGGCUCUGUAUCCUGACCUUUCUUGUCCCGAGGGCUUGGAGGAGCUCCUGUCUGCUUCCCCUCCUGACCUGGGGACCCAACGGCGCCAUGGCUGGAACCCCAAAGACUGCUCAGAGAACAUAGAGGUCAAAGAAGGGGGUUUAUGCUUUGAGCGGCGACCUGUGGCCCAGAGCACUGAUGGGGCCCGGGGCAAGAGGGGCUACUCGAGAGGCCUGCAUGCCUGGGAGAUAAGCUGGCCCCCGGAACAGAGGGGCACACAUGCGGUGGUGGGCGUGGCCACGGCCCUCGCCCCACUGCAGACUGACCACUAUGCGGCGCUGCUGGGCAGCAACAGCGAGUCGUGGGGCUGGGACAUUGGGCGGGGGAAGCUGUACCAUCAGAGUAAGGGGCCUGAGGCUCCCCAGUAUCCAGCUGGAUUUCAGGGUGAGCAGCUGGAAGUGCCAGAGAGGCUGCUGGUGGUUCUGGACAUGGAGGAGGGAACUCUGGGCUACGCUAUUGGGGGCACUUACCUGGGGCCAGCCUUCCGCGGACUGAAGGGCAGGACCCUCUACCCGGCUGUAAGCGCUGUUUGGGGCCAGUGCCAGGUCCGCAUCCGCUACCUGGGCGAAAGGAGAGCGGAGCCACACUCCCUUCUGCACCUGAGUCGCCUGUGUGUGCGCCACACCCUGGGGGAUACCCGGCUGGGCCAGGUAUCUGCUCUGCCCUUGCCCCCAUCCAUGAAGCGCUACCUGCUCUACCAGUGACCCUGGGAUACCACUGACUGUGCUGGAGCCAUUGGGGGCCUAGACCAGCUGUUUAAAGACAGUAAGGUUGGGCCCCUCCCCCAAUUCAAGCUCAGGGGAGCUCCACAGUCCCAGUGCCACCCAGAGCAGUGGGACAGAAUAUUCAAGGCUGGUACAUAAGACAUUUUUUUCAAGUAAAAAAUACUAAGAGAUGUAUUGUU
Molecule: messenger RNA, 1216 nt
Organism: Sciurus carolinensis (gray squirrel)
Lineage: Eukaryota; Metazoa; Chordata; Mammalia; Rodentia; Sciuridae
Gene: Spsb2
Product: splA/ryanodine receptor domain and SOCS box containing 2
Exons: 3
Coding region: 105-1016 (303 amino acids)
Biological process (GO): proteasome-mediated ubiquitin-dependent protein catabolic process; intracellular signal transduction; protein ubiquitination
Cellular component (GO): SCF ubiquitin ligase complex
Molecular function (GO): protein binding
Source: RefSeq, a predicted model, not a curated record